Messenger RNA from [Torrubiella] hemipterigena, 525 nucleotides. Lineage: Eukaryota; Fungi; Ascomycota; Sordariomycetes; Hypocreales; Clavicipitaceae. The record is from the annotation of a GenBank genome assembly.
AUGUCUUUGGCGCGUUCAGCUAGUGGCCCUGGAGGUCUAACUAUUAAUACCGGUGCUGCGAAUACAGGUGGAAUGGCAUCAGCAGGUGGCUUGUUCGGUGCUGCUCAACAGAAGCCCGCUGGGACUGGCCUGUUUGGAGCAACGGCAUCAGCGACCACUCCAGCAUCAACGACCGGUGGUCUAUUCGGAGCAGCCGCGACAACUACGACAACACAGGCUCCGGCGGCUACGGCUACCACAGGUGGUCUUUUUGGUGCGGCAGCAGCAAAACCAGCCACAGGCGGCCUCUUUGGCGCGAGCACAGCUACACCGGCAGCUCAGCCGGCAACCGGCGGUCUGUUUGGUAAUACCCAGGCGAAGCCCGCUACCGGAGGAUUAUUCGGAGCAUCAACAACGGCAGCAACACCAGCAGCGCAGCCAGCAACCGGCGGCGGACUCUUUGGUGGUGCCGCUGCAACCACACAACCAGCCGCCACAGGCGGUCUUUUUGGUCAAGCCAAACCUGCCACUGGAGGAUUAUUGUAA